Messenger RNA from Striga asiatica, 2323 nucleotides. The record is from the annotation of a GenBank genome assembly. NCBI's taxonomy places the organism in Eukaryota, Viridiplantae, Streptophyta, Magnoliopsida, Lamiales, Orobanchaceae.
CCACACUCCACAGUCUCUCUAUGUAAAUUCCGAUGAGAAUAAAGUAACAAAGUUUCAUUUCACUACUUGAAAUUUGAAAAAAAAGCUCUCUCAACCACGCAAUGCCGCCGGAGAUCCCGCCGGUGCAACCACCAUACAGCCAGAGUUAAGCCCCAAACACUCGCACCUUUUCAGCUACUAACAAUGUCCGGUUUCAACUCCGCCAAGCAGGCCAAGGCGCGGGAUCUGAAGCACCGCGUCCUCACCUGCCUCCACAAGCUCUCCGACCGGGACACCCACUCUGCCGCCGCAUCGGAGCUCGAAUCGAUCGCCCGUACCCUCCCCUCCGACGCCCUCCCCCCGUUCAUCUCAUCCAUCUCCGCCACCGACUCCUCCGACAGAUCGCCCGUCCGCCGCCACUGCGUCAGGCUCAUCUCCGUUCUCUCCGAGCACCACCAGAACUCCCUCUCUCCCUACCUCUCGAAGCUCCUCUCCGCCAUCGUCCGCCGCCUACGUGACCCAGACUCCGCCGUCCGCUCCGCCUGCGUCGCCGCCUCUCUCUCCCUCUCCUCGAACCUCACGUCCCCACCCUUCGCCUCCGUCUCCAAACCCUUCCUCGAAUCUCUAUUCACCGAGCAGGACCAGAGCGCCCAAACCGGCGCCGCCCUGUGCCUGGCGGCGGUAAUCGAGGGUUCCCGAGAUCCGGACGCGGCCGGCCUGAGGAGAUUGCUGCCGAGGCUCGAGAAAUUGGCCAAAUGCGAGAGUUUCAGGGCGAAGGCCGCUCUAAUGGCGCUGAUCGGGAGUGUGGUCGAGGUGAGAGGAGUGUUGGGUGGCGGUGGGAAAAAUGUGGUCAGAAAUCUGAUCGCGUGCCUGAUGGAUUUUCUGAGCAGCGAGGAUUGGGCGGCGAGGAAGGCGGCAGCCGAGGCGCUAAUGAAGAUUGCAGCCGUGGAACGAGACAGCCUGUCGGAGUAUAAACUCACUUGCUUGAAGACUUUCGAAGCAAAGAAAUUCGACAAGGUGAAAGCAGCAAGAGAGACAAUGAACCAGAUGAUAGAGACUUGGAAGCAAAUUCCAGAUCUGCUUGAGGAGAUUUCAGUGCCACCUGAAUCAGAAGCUUCAUCUAUAGAAAAUGCUAGUGAUGGACGUUACCCUCCGCGCUCGACAAUAUCCUGCUCUAUUGGGUCCACCACACCUCGUGUAUGGAAAAAGGCCGUCUCAGAGAACUCAUAUAAAAAGACACCAGUUUCUUAUGGUUCAGCUGCUUCCACGGCCAGAAAAAGAACCCCUCUUGGAAAUAACCAAAACAAAACUGGGCCAGCAAUGUUCCGGAAGUUGGACCGAAACUCGAAAGUUGAAAGUAUCCUUCAAAGUGCUUCUUCGGGCAAGAAGAUUUCAGAUAAUGGCCGUCCGAAUGGUCAGGUAGAGAGAAAAGAAGUUGAAAAGACAGAUACAAAACGAGCUAUUCUCAGUGAAAACGACCAAAAGAAGAGGCUUGGUCUGUUUAAAGCUGGCACUCGAGUUGCUCCAUGUUGUGAUGACAGUGUUGUCGUUGGUAAUGAGACUGGAAUUGGUCUCAGGAAUCACCAAGAAUGUGACGAGCUUACUAUGAUCCGUAAGCAGCUUCUUCGAAUUGAAAGUAAGCAGUCCAAUUUGAUGGACCUUCUCCAGGGAUUUAUCGGGAGCUCAAGAAAUGGUAUGCAUUCCCUCGAGGCACGUGUCCAUGGGCUCGAGCUUGCUCUGGAUGAAAUAUCAUUUGAUUUAGCCGUCUCGACCGGUAGGAUGUCCCGAAUUAGCCCUGCCAGGGGAUCCAUGUGCUUCAAGCUACCAGGUACUGAGUACUUGAGCUCAAAGUUGUGGAAAAAAGCAGCUCCUACCACUUUCGGUGGGACACACAGGGGUAGAAGCAGUGAAGGAUUUGCAGUGGAAAAUAGGGGGGUUAUUGUGAACCCGUUGGCCAAACUGCCCAGUGGCUCCGUUGGAUUUUCAGAAGUUUCCUUGAGUGGGGGUGUGAAUAAAAUUGCUGUUUGAUAACGUGUGAAGUGCGCAUGCCUUUGCCCGAGUUUCGAUGAAGGGACCACUCUUUAUCUUAAAUCGAUGGGGCGAUUAUGCGGAGUAUAAACAAUUUAACCGACAAUGCCUAGUUUGAUUUGCUAUAAAAGUACACUUGUGCGGUGCCAUCUUUUACAUGCCAACUACCUUCCGAUAUCCAGGUUCGGCCAAGAACUUUAUCUAGUGCUUGCUUGCCAAGGUACAUAAUUGGCAAGCGAACCUAGAAAAAACUAAGACAUCAUCGAUAGUCGAGAAAAGAACGGGUCAGCUUAUGUACUAGGCCCUAGCUAGAUUU